AUUAUGGGUAUGGCUAUGAAUUCCAACUUUUGAGGGUCAUCGGCGCACGUGUAAACUUGGAGGUUGGGGGUGGUGAGAGGCAACUUCACGCUAACACUUUUUUAUCGGCAAAAAUCGCCAAUGACGACUCUGUUUCCGUUUUCCCAAUCUCAUUUGCGCUUGAUUUUCAAAGCCAAGGUCCCAUUUCCGUCGCUGUUUCACACUAUCCCUCGCUCUCAUGGACGUCCAAUGUCUCGAAUUACUGGGAUAUGUAUGGAGCAUGUGGGCUUACCAUCAACUAGGAAACCACUUUCUGGAUUUAGAAUGCUUUGUACUGGCGAAGAUUUGACCACUAAAAAAUGUGUUCCUUGCAAUUCAAAUGAUUUGCGACCAAUGACUGAGGACGCAGCAAAACGUUUGAUUAGAGAGCUGGUUGACUGGAACCUUGUAAAUGAAGAUAGUAAGCUAAAGUUGAGCCGAUCGCUGAAGGUGAAGAGUUUUCUUAAAGGAAUGGAGUUGUUUCAACUUAUAGCAGAAGUUGCAGAGGCAGAGGGCCAUCACCCUGAUCUGCAUCUAGUUGGAUGGAACAAUGUAACAAUUGAAAUCUCUACACAUGCAGUAGGUGGACUGACUGAAAACGACUUCAUUCUAGCUUCCAAGAUCAGCAAGCUUGAUGUUCACCACCUACUCAGCCGGAAAGUUUCCAUUAGCAGUCAACAUGAUUGUUGAACAGGAACCAAAACGUUCAAACAAUAUUCUAAUGUUCUUGUUCAUUUUUAUGCAUUUUUUCUUAAGUCGAGAUUCCCAGAUUGUCUCUUAAUACAUGGCGUGUUGAUUCAGUUCAGUUUUGCAGUUUGAAAGAUGAUUAUGAUUAUCUUUGGGGGGGUUUAAUUAAGAACUGUGAAUUUUUUAUAUUUUAUUUUUUUUAAAUUUC
Cucumis melo (muskmelon) is the source of this 913-nucleotide messenger RNA. RefSeq names its product pterin-4-alpha-carbinolamine dehydratase 2, mitochondrial. The transcript has 7 exons. Gene Ontology annotation, cellular component: mitochondrion. The record is from RefSeq and is a predicted model, not a curated record. Bases 121 to 708 code for a protein of 195 amino acids. Gene Ontology annotation, biological process: tetrahydrobiopterin biosynthetic process. NCBI's taxonomy places the organism in Eukaryota, Viridiplantae, Streptophyta, Magnoliopsida, Cucurbitales, Cucurbitaceae. Gene Ontology annotation, molecular function: 4-alpha-hydroxytetrahydrobiopterin dehydratase activity.